GUCUCUGCGGGCACUGCAACAGGUGCGUGUGUGUUUGGAGGCGGUGGGGGUGAACAUGGGGGGAGUCGGCGACAGCGUGGCGAUGGGCGGGCAGAGCCGCGGGCGCGGUGCACGUUGCAACGAGGGUUGGUUCACCGUCGAUUGCGGUGAUUUUAUAGGCGCCGCAAAAAGCGUCGUUCCCCACCCCACCCAUCUCCCUGCUCCCCCAUUCCCCCAUUCCCCACCUCCCUCCCCCGCCCAGUGCAACGAGGGCUGGUUCAGCGUCGAUUGCAGCGUGCCCUCCCAAGCCACCUUCGCCGACCCUCAACUCCCAGCCUGGCUGCAGCCCUUCGACCAGGCCAAGAGGUUCGGCAGCGGCUCUGGCUCCCGGACCUCCAUCGAGCCUGGCAUCGCUGCACAACCCCAAGCAAGAAAGGGAGGAGGGGGUUUGGGUGGGGGAGGGAAGAAUCAUGGACCAACGGAGGAGGAAGAGGAGGCUGCGUUAGAGGCAGAGAUGGGAGGGGAGGAGGGAGAAGGGGAGGCAGGGGAGGAGAACGGAGGGGGUGGAAGGGUGUAUGGGGGGAAUGGGGUUAGGGGAGGGGAGAGAGGGGGAGGGGAAGAUGAGGAGCUGGGUUGGAGGAGGCGCAGGAGGAGGAGGAGACUGCUUGGGCUGGACGAACGGGGCGAUUCUUUGGGUAGGCAGACAGAUCGGCGAGGUGCCUUGGGUGAUGACCUGAUGGGUAUUUCUGGUGAUAAGGGUGAUUAUGAGGAGCGGGAAGCACCUGCUGUUGACCGUAGCCGGGGUGGUUUUAACGAACGCCGGUGGCUUAGAGGGAGACAGGACGAAGAGGACGGGGAUGGGGAGGCAGACGAAGAAACCGAGGGAGGGGAAUAUGGCGGUGAGGGUGCUGCAGGCACUGCUGCUGGUAGAGGUGGUGGUGGUGGUGGUGGUGGUGGUGGUGGCGCUGCUGGUGGUGGUGGUGGUGGUGGUGGUGGCGCUGCUGGUGGUGGUCAGGCAGGAGCGGCAGCAGUGGGGGGGCGGAACGAGGUGGUGAAGCGGCGGCCGUUGGUCUACAUGUACGAUCUACCGCCGCAGUUCAACAGCGACUUGCUGCAGGGCCGGCGCGGCAAGAAGGAGUGCGUGCCGCGACUGUAUGACCGCCUCAACCGCACCGCCUUCCUGCCGGAUCAUAUCCAUGGCAUGGAGAUCGCCCUGCACGAGGCGCUGCUGGCGAGCAAGCACCGCACGACUAAUGCGGAGGAGGCGGAUUUCUUCUUUGUGCCUGUCUACGCCUCCUGCCUCUGGCUGCGACUCACCAAUGGCGGCGAUGCUUCUGGCAUCCAGCUCCUGCCGCAUGUGCAGGGCAACUGGGCGUGGCACGUGGCAGAGAUGUACUCGGCAGUGCACCGCCACAUCGUGCAUGCGUACCCCCAUUGGAACCGCAGCAGGGGCCGUGACCAUCUUUGGCCCAUGGGCACAGACGAGGGCGCGUGUCUAGCCCCUCAAGCCAUCUGGCACGGCAGCAUGCUCACGAGCUGGGGGAACAGCAUGGCAGCGCACUCUCACUCAGUCAAGGCAGCACCACAGCAGCGCUGGGACGACAUACCCCUCACGCUGAGGGGCGGCCACCUGUGCUUCUCCGCUGCCAAGGAUAUCGUGCUGCCAGCCUGGCUGCCGCCCAAUGUGAAGCACCUACAUGAACAGUACUGGCUCAGGUCAUUUGAGGAGAGGGAGCACCUCUUCUAUUUCGCUGGUGACCUGGGCUCUGAGUACAAGGGUGGCUCCCCAGAUAGCAGGUUCAGCUUCGGCAUUCGGCAGGCCGUGGCGCGGGAGUUUGCCUCGGUGCCGAACAACAAGGGGCAGCUGGGGUCGCAGCAGGAGGAGGGGGUGAUUGUAACGUAUGAGAGGGGCAAGGGGCACAGCGCCCAGCUGGGCAACGCCCGGUUCUGCGGGGUCUUCCCCAGCAAUGGCUUCAAUGCUGACAUGGAGGAGGCGAUGAAGCAUGGGUGCAUCCCAGUCAUCAUUCAGGACGGCAUCCACCUGCCAUUUGAGAACGCCUUGGACUAUGCUUCAUUCUCAGUGCGCAUAGAGGAGAGGGACAUUCCCAACAUGCUCACCAAGCUUAAGGCUAUCACUGCGGAACAUGGGAGUGCACUGCAAGGUACAGUGCAGAAGGUGUGGCAGCGGCUGUCGUACCACUCAGUGAUCGCACAGGAGGCCAAGAGGCAGCAGGACGAGUAUGGUCACAACGAGGCAUGGGCUUUUGGCAUCAGCUUGCUGAAAGACGACGAUGCAAUUGAUACACUCAUUGAG
Molecule: messenger RNA, 2293 nt
Organism: Closterium sp. Naga37s-1
Lineage: Eukaryota; Viridiplantae; Streptophyta; Zygnematophyceae; Desmidiales; Closteriaceae
Source: the annotation of a GenBank genome assembly